Coprinopsis cinerea okayama7#130 is the source of this 2259-nucleotide messenger RNA. RefSeq names its product other/FunK1 protein kinase. Gene Ontology annotation, biological process: protein phosphorylation. The transcript has 4 exons. NCBI's taxonomy places the organism in Eukaryota, Fungi, Basidiomycota, Agaricomycetes, Agaricales, Psathyrellaceae. Gene Ontology annotation, molecular function: protein kinase activity. The coding region runs from base 1 to 2259 and encodes 752 amino acids. The record is from RefSeq and is a predicted model, not a curated record.
AUGGAGGCUUCUCCAUUAAAACCGGCUCUCCAGCAUUCCAUCUCGACGCCCAGUGCUGUAUCCGCGACUCUUUCACAGCAAACACCAAAACCCAGUAAAAUCAUUCAAUUGCAAUAUCGGUUGAGCAUGGAAGGGCGAAUCAUUCUGUGCCCUUACAGCGAAAUGAUGAAUCGCUACCUUCCAAUUCCCCCUCGACCUGUUCCUCACUUCCAAUUGACCACCGGGUUGAGGGAUAUGAUGGAUGAUCUGAGAAGAAAUCAAACAACGGAGGUAAACAUGUACGAACAUUUGACUACUACAUUGAACCGAUGGCUUAAGCUGGCAGAUGCAGAUAAAAAGCCUAAAUUCAGGGUAGUCAUCUCAGGAAACAAGUCGGAUCCAGAUGAUUGGACCAAGCAGCGCAUCGAUGGCGGAGUCUACGAAGACGACGAGAAACCAACUGAAGACCAUCCGCCCAAGUGGGAAGCACUCGAGCUAGGUAUUGAGGUCAAGCGACAUCACAGCUGCGACUUCUUCAGCGACGAAUACCAGAAAGGCUAUUCUCCCAACUCGGAAGUCAGCAAAAGCGCACUUGGUCAGGCCAUGUCAUACUCCUCGCUUGUUUUCUUUCACCAACACCGCACACACCACUUCUCCAUCCUUAUUUUCGGAACCAAGGCUCGAAUCGUUCGAUGGGACCGUGCUGGUUUGUUAUUCACCAACGCAUUCGACUACUUCGACGAGCCCCAGAAGUUGGGCGAAUUCCUCUGGCGAUAUGCUCAGAUGGACUCCGUCGACAGAGGCCACGACCCGACCGUUACGAGGGUGGUGGCCAAGGGGGACGAAGACACUCUGAUGGAUACAAGGGCCAAGGUUUCGCGAAAGGUCGAAAAGGUUGUUGUUGAUGACGAGAUCAGGAAGCUGUUCGACGAAACCGUAUCGACUCAUGGUCCAAGACACAUACUGCGCGUUCAAGGCAAAAAAUUCCUGGUCGGCAAACCACAUACGUACACCACUGUCCUUGCAGGUCGCGGCACCCGCGGCUAUAUCGCGAUCGACCUCGACGACCCGAAGGGACCUUUUGUUUUCCUCAAAGAUACCUGGCGGGUUGUGGGGGAAGGCUUGGAUGAGGAGGGGAAAGUCCUUUUGGACCUCAACAGUCCGGACGAGCAGGAUCAGAGGGGUCGGAAGUAUAUCCCAACGCUGGUUUGCCACGGCGACCUCGAGGGCCGGUGGCAGAAAACCGACUCUCAAGACUUUUGGCUCACUCGCAAUCCCAAUUCCGACCAGAAGUGUCCCAUGCGAACCCACCAACAUUACCGCCUCGUUGUAAAGGAGGUCGGUCUGCCUAUUAGCAACUUCAGGAACGGACGCGAAAUGGUUACUCUCAUCUCGCACGGUGUUGCCGCGCAUGGCUACGGCUACAAGAAAGGAUACAUGCACCGGGACAUUAGUGCCGGAAAUCUCUUGAUCUUCGUCCGUCAAGACGUUGUAAACGGCCAGUUGAAAGAGGAGCGUCAUGGACUCCUCACGGACUGGGAAUUGGCGAAGAAGCUAGCAGACAAGGGGCCACGGCAGCUGGAACGGACAGGCACCUGGCAGUUCCUCGCCGUCGACAUUCUCAACAACCCCUCCAAGCCAGUCGAGGUCUGGCAUGAAAUGGAAUCGUGGUUUCAUCUCACCCUCUGGCUGGCGGUCCAGUACUUGCCACACAACGUCCAGAAUGUUGCCGUGUUUAUGUCGGAAUUUUUUGAUGACGCUGCAAAACCGGAUGAUGGUUCUACCCAUCAGAAAUGCGGCACAUUGAAGAGAACUAGCAUGGAAACAGGUCGUAUACGCUCUGCUGCUGGAACACGCUUCAAGUUUGGCGCCCAGGAUGAUCCUUUUGUCCCUCAUGCCAUCAACAAAGUCCUGGCCCAGCUUGCACGGGCCUUCUCAUACCGUUAUCAAGAACAAGAAUUGCUACGUACUAAUGCUGAACCUUGGCUCGAAGGCGAUGUAGCCGACCUGACCCCGGCGCAGCUCAAGGCACUCGAAAACAUUGACGAUCAAGUCCGUUUCGAAGAGCUGCUCCUCGAAUAUAUAAACGGCCCCGGCUGGCCCGAAAAUGACAAGACUGCGCCUCAGGUUUCCCUGAGCGAACGGGAGCCAUUCCCUUCAAGCUACCCCAUUCGCGGCAGCAAGCGGCCACCAUCGGAUGGGACAGCGGACUUGGAUGUGCCACAACCGAAGCAUCCAGCAGUCGCGGGUCCUUCGGGGAGUCGGCCUAAGAGAGGAUAG